AUGUCUGCCAACGACUUUUACUCUUCCGGCCAGCAGGGCCAAAGAUCUGACAACAACUACCAGUCCAACCCAAACCAGCAACAGCAGGGCGGUGAAGAAGGUGGUGACAGAGGCCUUUUGGCCACCAUUGGUGGUGCCGCUGUCGGUGGAUACGGUGGUGGUAAGAUUUCUGGUAACCACUCUACCUUGGGUAAGAUUGGUGGUGCCAUUGCCGGUGCUUGGGGUGCCAACAAGCUUGAGGACAAGUGGGAGGACAGAAAGGAGGAGAAGAAAUACGAGCAGCAACACGGCCAGAGCUACGGUCGUAAUGACUACGGUCCUCCAGGUGGUGGUCCACCACCAGGCAACCACGGCCGUAAUGACAACUACGGCGGUGGUCGUAAUGACUAUGGUGGUGGCCGUGACAACUUUGGUGGCCGUGACAACUAUGGCGGUGGCCGCAAUGACAACUACGGUGGCGGCCGUAACGACAACUACGGUGGUGGCCGUAACGACAACUACGGUGGUGGCCGCAACGACAACUACGGUGGUGGCCGCAACGAUAACUAUGGUGGCGGUCGUAACGAUAACUACGGCGGCCAGGGCGGCUACGGCAACCAGGGCGGUAGAUGGUAA
Candidozyma pseudohaemuli is the source of this 615-nucleotide messenger RNA. RefSeq lists its product as uncharacterized. Lineage: Eukaryota; Fungi; Ascomycota; Pichiomycetes; Serinales; Metschnikowiaceae. Bases 1 to 615 code for a protein of 204 amino acids. The record is from RefSeq and is a predicted model, not a curated record. Gene Ontology annotation, cellular component: outer membrane. The transcript has a single exon.